Messenger RNA from Pygoscelis adeliae (Adelie penguin), 449 nucleotides. RefSeq names its product DNL-type zinc finger (gene DNLZ). The record is from RefSeq and is a predicted model, not a curated record. NCBI's taxonomy places the organism in Eukaryota, Metazoa, Chordata, Aves, Sphenisciformes, Spheniscidae. Gene Ontology annotation, cellular component: mitochondrion. The transcript has 3 exons. Gene Ontology annotation, molecular function: protein-folding chaperone binding; zinc ion binding. The coding region runs from base 1 to 339 and encodes 112 amino acids. Gene Ontology annotation, biological process: protein folding; protein import into mitochondrial matrix; protein stabilization.
AUGGCAACGCGAUCAAGCCGCCUCGCAGUCUGCCAGACCCGAUCAGCAAAAACGAUUUCCAAGUUGGCCUACCAUAACGGGGUGGUGAUAGUGAAGUGUCCCGGCUGCGGGAACCACCAUGUCAUAGCGGAUAACCUGGGGUGGUUUUCAGAUCUGGAAGGAAAGAGGAAUAUUGAGGAAAUCCUGGCAGCCAAAGGGGAGAAGGUGAGACGUGUGGCUGGCGAGGAAGCCUUGGAGCUGCUUCUGGAAAGCUCGGCAGAUACCGGGUCUCAAGGUCAGCCCACGGAGGGAGAAAGCGGGGAAGCCCCCCCAGAGACUGGCGGCAAGGGACAGACCUGAUGAAUGGGAUUUGUGUCGUUCCGCUGAUGGCAAGAGAGACUCUUAACCUUUAUUCCCUGAUUUCAGUGGGAAGUUUCUGUGUUUAAAAUAAACUCGGGCAUUGGUCUUUC